GGUACAGCUCGUAAACCUGCAUUCUCAGUGGAUGGUGACUACAUUGUUGGGGGUGUUUUCUCUAUACACAACUACUUGCACACAGUGAAGCAUAACUACACCACCAUGCCUGGGCCACAAAUGUGCACAGGGAGCAUUGACUUCCGUGAGCUGCGCUUCUCACGUGCAAUGGUCUUCGCCAUCGAGGAGAUUAACAACAGCACAGAGCUGCUGCCAGGCAUCGAACUUGGUUAUCAGAUCCAUGACUCGUGUGCCUCGGUGCCCCUGGCAAUGCAUGUGACAUUCCAGCUUUCAAAUGGCCUGGAUCCGGUCUUUUAUACCAACAACAACUGCUCGCAGUCUGGUAUGGUGAUGGCUAUUGUCGGUGAAUCUGGGUCGACACCAUCCAUCAGCAUGUCUCGUAUUAUUGGAUCCUUUAAUAUUCCUCAAGUGAGCCACUUUGCCACAUGUGCCUGCCUGUCUGAUAAACAGCAGUUUCCAAGUUUCUUCAGAACAAUCCCCAGUGACCAGUUCCAAUCAGAUGCACUGGCCAAACUGAUAAAACACUUUGGCUGGACUUGGAUAGGUGCUGUCCGGUCAGAUUCAGACUAUGGCAAUAAUGGCAUGGCCUCUUUCUUGGAUGUAGCACAGAAGGAGGGGAUCUGUGUGGAAUACUCUGAAUCUUUCCACCGGACCCACCCACAUAGCAGGAUCCAGAGAGUAGCUGACGUGAUCCACAGGUCGACUGCUAUGGUUGUUGUGGCAUUUGUAGCCUCUGGAGACAUGAGGAUCCUGCUCAAGGAGUUGGUUCGGGAGCCUUCUCCACCUCGCCAGUGGAUAGGCAGUGAGUCCUGGGUAACCGACCCAGACUUGCUGAGCUUCAGUAUCUGUGCUGGAGCCAUUGGAUUUGGCAUUCAGCAAUCUGUCAUCCCAGGUCUGAGAGAAUUCUUGCUGGAUCUCCCUCUCACUAAGGUGGCUGCCUCUCCAUUGCUUACUGAGUUCUGGGAGGAUGCAUUCAACUGCAGGCUGGGUGAAGUCAUGGAUGAGCGUGUGUGUAAUGGAACUGAAGAGAUAGAGAGAAUCCAGAACCCAUAUACUGACACAUCUCAGCUCCGCAUCACUAACAUGGUGUAUAAGGCUGUUUAUGCAAUAGCACAUGCCAUUCAUACUGCAGUGUGUCAGGACAUGAAUGCUACAACACAGUGUGACAAAUAUACUGAGACCAAACAGGUUCUUACUCAGCUGAAGAAAGUUAAUUUUUCCAAAAAUGGUUACGAUGUGUCAUUUGAUGCCAAUGGAGAUCCUGUGGCAAGAUAUGAGCUGGUUAAUUGGCAAAGAAGUGAGAGAGGCAGUAUUGAGAUGGUGACAGUUGGGCUGUAUGAUGCAUCACUGCCAGAGGGCCAGGAGUUUCUUAUCAACAGAAACCUCACCUGGGUGGACGGAAGUACACAAGUGCCUGUGUCAGUGUGCAGUGACAGCUGUCCUCCAGGAACUCGUAAAGUGCUGCAGAAAGGAAAACCCAUCUGCUGUUAUGAUUGUAUACCUUGUCCUGAAGGAGAAAUUAGCAAUGUUACAGAUUCCCCUGAUUGUUUCGCUUGCCCUGAGGAGCUAUGGCCAAAUGCAGAGAAAGAUGCUUGUUUCCCAAAGCCUGUAGAGUUUCUUUCCUUUGACGAGGUCCUAGGAAUCAUCCUGGCUGCUUUCUCUGUUGCUGGUGCCUGUCUUGCCAUUAUAAUAGCAGCUGUGUUCUUUCAUCACAGGACAUCCCCGAUUGUCAGGGCCAACAACUCUGAGCUGAGCUUCUUGUUGCUCUUCUCUCUGACUUUAUGUUUCUUAUGUUCCUUAACUUUCAUUGGAGCACCCUCUGAUUGGUCCUGCAUGCUGCGCCACACAGCAUUUGGAAUCACCUUCGUCCUCUGUAUCUCUUGUGUUCUUGGAAAAACAAUAGUAGUGUUAAUGGCUUUCAGAGCUACACUCCCAGGUAGUAAUGUCAUGAAAUGGUUUGGCCCUCUACAGCAAAGGAUGACUGUAGUCUCUUUCACAUUCAUUCAAGUUUUAAUAUGUGCUAUUUGGUUGGGUCUUAGUCCCCCAUUUCCAAUGAAAAACCUAAUUUUAUAUAAGAAGAGAAUCAUCCUGGAGUGUGCAUUAGGGUCAGCUUUUGGGUUCUGGGUUGUGCUUGGGUACAUAGGCCUACUGGCUGUCUUUUGCUUUGUUUUAGCUGUCCUAGCUCGGAAACUACCUGAUAAUUUCAAUGAAGCCAAGCUGAUCACCUUCAGCAUGCUGAUAUUCUGCGCAGUCUGGAUCACCUUUAUCCCAGCGUAUGUCAGCUCUCCUGGGAAAUUUACUGUGGCUGUGGAGAUAUUUGCUAUUCUAGCCUCCAGUUUUGGACUUAUACUGUGCAUAUUUGCUCCAAAGUGUUACAUCAUAUUGUUUAAGCCAGAGAAGAACACCAAGAAACAUUUAAUGAACAAAAAUGAUUCAUAA
Molecule: messenger RNA, 2460 nt
Organism: Acanthopagrus latus (yellowfin seabream)
Lineage: Eukaryota; Metazoa; Chordata; Actinopteri; Spariformes; Sparidae
Product: extracellular calcium-sensing receptor-like
Exons: 8
Coding region: 106-2460 (784 amino acids)
Biological process (GO): G protein-coupled receptor signaling pathway
Cellular component (GO): membrane
Molecular function (GO): G protein-coupled receptor activity
Source: RefSeq, a predicted model, not a curated record